Messenger RNA from Eruca vesicaria subsp. sativa (arugula), 5528 nucleotides. NCBI's taxonomy places the organism in Eukaryota, Viridiplantae, Streptophyta, Magnoliopsida, Brassicales, Brassicaceae. The record is from the annotation of a GenBank genome assembly.
AUCUCAUCUUCUUUGCUCUGGAGCUAAUUGGAAGAGAGAAUCAAUCAAUCUCCUCCUGAUAAAAUCCCCAAUUACUCUUUUACGACCCGAAUUUCAAGCAAAGCUUUUUUCCUAUCUUUAGCUUUUUUUUUUCUUUCCUUACUUUCUCAUCACGGUGGAAUCUCUCCUUCUCUCUCUCUCUCUUUUAUCCCACUAGUGAUUGAUUACAGCUCGGCCUCCUUCCAGAUUUUUGGAAGAGGGCUUUAAUUGAUUUCAAGUUUGGUCACGUGACGAGAGACGGAUUGUUUUUGGAUGAUUUGAUGCCGCCGCAGGACCACUCAUCUUGGGAUCGGAAGGAUCUUCUGAGGCAGAGGAAGCACGAGAGACCCUCAGAGCCGCCUUUCGAUCCUCCUCCCUUCAGGUGGAGGGAUUCGCCUUCUUCUUCCUCUUCUUCUCACCGUGAGUUUUCGAGGUGGGGAGGAUCUGCUGACUUCCGCAGGCCUUCUUGUCAUGGUAAGCAGGGCGGAAGGUACCCGUUUGGGGAGGAGAGUAAUCAUGGAUACACAUCUUCUCGGUCCAGUGCUCGGAUGUUUGAGAAUGACUACUAUAGACCAUCAGCACCACGUGGAGACUGGCGAUAUUCCAGGAAUUGUAGGGAUGAUAGAGUUCCUUUAAGCCAGAAGGACUGGAGGUGCAACAAUACAUGGGAGAUGAACAACGGAUCUUCUAGAGCUUUCGAGAGGCCAUCUGGUGUUAGAAAUGGUCGGAGGUCGGUUGAGGAAAGGCCGCCACCUGCUUCAGAUACUCAUACUGCUGGUGUCAACUCUUGGGGACCACCCAACUCCUCUCAUCAGCCAGACAUUGAGAUGUGUACCCCUGUUCGGACUGUUAGAUAUAAAAACGAGCAGAAAAUUUCUUCUGAGCAAAGGCAAUCAAUUCCUCCAGAUACUCAUUCUGACGGUCUUGGCUUGUUUGAUCGGCCUUCUUCAGUGAACAGUUUCGAAAAUAAGGAGUGUUCUCCAGCAAAGCAAUCGAAUGGUUUGAUGUACGGUCGAAGGUUUGCUGAUGAUAAUUCAUUAGAUCCUCCAGCAGAGAUAGAGGGAUCUCGGAAUCAUAUUCUCCUAAAAGGCGUGCAAGAUAAUAAGUCACAUGGAGUUAGUGAUUUAGACGGUGUCAGGGAGAAUGGGAAGGAGAAUUCUCUGGGAGCAAUUGGGAAGCUUCCAGUGUGGACCCGUUCUGGGAGUUUUGCUUCUCAGAGUUCAGGUUUUAGUCACUCAAGUAGCUUGAAAAGCUUGGGGGCUGUUGAUUCCAGUGAUGGAAAACGCAAGACUAUCCCCAAAACUGUUGCUGUGACUCAAUCUUCUUCAGGAGAUGCUACUGCAUGUGCCCAAACUACUGUAUCUGAGGAGAUGAGUUCUAAAAAGAAACAACGUCUUGGGUGGGGUGAAGGCCUGGCGAAGUACGAGAAUAAGAAAGUUGAUGUUAACACGACCGAGGAUGGAACGGACUUGUUGGAGAACAGUGCAGAGGAACUGCAUUCUUUGAACAAAAAUGUUGCUGAUAAAAGUCCUACAGUAGCCAAUGCUCCAGAUUAUGGCUCUCCUACAACUCCAUCCUCUGUAGCUUGCAAUUCAUCCCCAGGGUUUGCAGAUAAGUCAUCUGCGAAGGCUGCUAUUGGUGCUAGUGAUGUCAGUAACAUGUGCCGAUCACCUAGCCCCGUGUCAAGUAUUAACCUUGAACGACUUCCGAUCAGUUUAGAGGAGCUUGAUAACAUCUCAACGGAGCGAGUUGGCUGUUUACUCACUGAAUUGCUUGGUUCUGAUGAUCAUGGUACAGGGGAUUCCAGUUCCGUGCAGUUGACAUCAAUGAACAAAUUACUUGCCUGGAAAGGUGAUAUUUUGAAAGCUGUGGAGAUGGCUGAAUCUGAAAUUGAUAUGCUUGAAAGCAAACAAAGGGCGCUAAAGCUUGAAAGUGGAAGACAGUGCCGUGUUGUUCAACCCAGUUCAUGCCUUUCUGAGGGAGAUGAAAAUGUGCAGCAGAAAGCCUCUUUGGGUCUCAAGGCAGUACCUUCUUCCGUGACUGAAACAUUGGUGAGAGAUCCUGUUCAUCAGGCUGUUUCAGCCAAGGUUUCUGUUGAAAUCCUUGAAGAUAGUCGUCGAGAAGUUAAUUCUCUGUCCGAGUUUGUUGCCACUGUUGGAAUCAAUGAAGAUGUAUUGCCCAUACCGUCUAUUACAGCCGAUACCAAUCAGGAAACUAUCGACCUUUCUUCUGCUGAUGAUAGCAUGGUAUCUAAUGAAGACUUGCUCUGUGCUAAGAUAUUAUCUACGAACAAGAUCUAUGCCACUGAAUCAUCUGAAGCAUUCAGUAAAUUGCUUCCAAGAGAUUUCAGUUCGUUUGAUGACCCAAGAUUCCCUGGAAUAUGUCAAAGGCAGCAUAAUUCUCAUGUCAAAGAAAAAAUUGCCGAUAGGAUAGAGCUCUUGAGAGCGAGGGAGAAAAUUUUACUCCUUCAGUUUAAAGCGUUUCAGCUUGCAUGGAAGAAAGAUCUGCAUCAACUAGCUUCAACAAAGUACCAACCAAAGGCUAACAGAAAAACAGAUUUAUUUCCGAAUGCAAAGAAUAGUGGGCAUCUGAAGCUUGCCCAGCCUGUACGCCUGAGGCUCUCUUCUUCAGCUCCAAGAAGGGGUAGUGUAGCCUCCACGACAGAGCUCGUAAGUUACAUGAAAAAGCUACUAAAGAAUACCAGUCUAAAGCCUUGUAGAGACAUUUUGAGAAUGCCUGCGAUGAUUUUGGAUGAGAAAGAAAGGGUGAGGUCGCGGUUUAUCUCUAGCAAUGGGCUGAUUGAAGAUCCAUGCGACGUUGAGAAGGAAAGAACAAUGAUUAAUCCGUGGACCUCAGAGGAGAAAGAGACUUUCCUUAGUAUGCUAGCAAUGCACGGGAAGGAUUUCAAGAAAAUUGCUUCGUAUCUUACUCAGAAGACAACUGCGGACUGUAUCGAUUACUACUACAAAAACCACAAGUCCGAUUGUUUUGGGAAAAUAAAGAAGCAGCGUGGUUAUGGUAAAGAAGGGAAACACACCUACAUGUUGGCGCCAACAAAAAAGUGGAAACGUGAGAUGGGGGCUGCCUCUCUUGAUAUUUUAGGUGCCGUCUCCAUUAUAGCAGCAAACGCAGGCAAGGUUGCUUCAUCCAGGCAGACCUCUUCCAAGAGGAUUACCCUUAGAGGUUCCAGCAGUUCUAGUUCGUUGCAGCACGAUGUCAAUUACUCUGAAGGGCACUCCCACAGUUUCGAUUUCCCUCGUAAGAGAACUCUUGGUGCAGAUGUUGUAGCUGUUGGUCCUUUGUCAUCAGAGCAGAUUAAUUCCUGCUUAAGGACGUCCGUGAGCUCUAGAGAGGGGUGUGUGGAUCAUCUGAAGUUUGCUCCUGCUGCAAAAAAGCCUCGGAUUUCUCAAAUUACACAUAAUGAGAACAGCAAUGAGGACGAUGACUCAUGUUCAGAAGAGAGCUGCGGGGAAACGGGACCUAUUCAUUGGACCGAUGCUGAGAGAUCUGCCUUUAUACAGGGUUUUUCGCUAUUUGGCAAGAAUUUUGCUUCAUUAUCGAGGUUCGUCAGGACCAGAACUCCAGAUCAGUGUAGGGUUUUCUUUAGCAAAGUUCGGAAAUGCCUUGGAUUGGAAUGUAUACAGUCUGGAUCUGCAAAUGUGAGCACAUCCGCAAGUGUUGAUAAUGCCAAUGAGGGUGGUGGAAGUGAUUUGGAGGGUCCUUGUGCUAUGGAGAGUAACUCUAGCAUAUGCAAUAAUGGAGGUAGCGCCAAGAUUGGUUUGAAUACGGAGGGAGCUAAUCUUUCAGGCUUUGAAAAUGUGGAAGCCGGUCUUAGUAGAUCAGAACAAGAGAAUGGGCUGGCAUUAUUGCGUUUGAAAGAUGGUACCAAUCUCGUGAACACUGCAUCUGCAUCUAUCAAUGGGAUCAAUGGGGGUUUCCCGGGUCUAGUUUCCGAACCUUGCAAAGAUUUGGUAGACAUUAACACUGUUGAGAGCCACUGUCAGGCUGCAGACCAAAUUAACAGCAAUGAUCUACUGUCAAAGGACAUUGAUGAAGGUAAUUUGACAUCUGUCGGGGCAGAGAAAAGUAAGAGCAAUGAUCAACUGUCGACGGAAAUAGAUGAAGGUAAUUUAACACCUGUCGCUGUAUCUUCUGAAUAUUGUGGGCCAAUCGUUCUUUCCAAUAAUAUCGUGAAGACUCCCACAGAAAGCUCACGCAAGGGCUCAGGAGUUGAAGGUGCUCCAUUGCCUAAACAAAGUUCAAAGCAUGAUGGAGUGUUGCAAGCUGCAAACGAAACCAGAUAUUCUGGCCUUGAGGCUGAAGUUGCAGUUUCAAAUUUCAGGUACCCCGAGUGUCUGCACCAUGUUCCGAUUGAGGAAGACCUUGUAGGCGUCAGUGUACCACAAGGAGAUCCUAAUGGCCAUACAGAGACGGAGUUACCAAAAACUGUUGUUGUCCAAACAGAUAACAUUGGCUGGCAGUUUUCUGAUGUCAGUCUGGAUUUGGAUAGGAGAAGUCAGGUUUUGGGUCAUGUCAAACCUGAGCAGAAUGGUCAACUAAAUGCCACUUCUAUGGAAACUCGUCAAAUUCCGUGGAUAUCAUUCACGCAAGAUCCGUGCAGGAUAAUUAGGUCAAAAUCUGAUUUGAUUGUGAAGGCUCAACGUACAGGUGAAGCUUUCUCACUCAGAAAGUGUACUAGCUCAGCUACUAAGCCUCUGACAGUAUUCCAAAAAGAUGGAAGAUCUGGCCAUAGCAGGAGCCAUUCAUUUAGUUUAUCUGAUACUGAGAGGCUUGAUAAGAAUGGAGAUGUGAAACUGUUUGGCACAGUACUAAGUGCUGAUGAGAAUGGAAGCAAGCCUAAACAAAGUAUUAGGUCAUCAUCAACAACUUUGAGCAGGGACCUUGAGACAGGACAUCAGAACAUUAAUCAGCAACACCUUCAGAAUGUUCCUAUUACGAGCUAUGGUUUCUGGGAUGGCAACAGAAUCCAAACCGGGUUGACAUCUUUGCCAGAGUCUGCCAAGUUGCUUGCAAGCUACCCUGAAGCACUUACCACGCAUCUUGGGCAGCAAGUUGUUAGUACCAAAGAGAUUCAGCUGGAUGCUAGUGGUGUCCUGAGCUUUGGGAAGCUUAUCGAAGAUAGAACAGAGAUCUCGAGCGGUAAGGAUAAAGGUAAGAUAGGAGGAGAGGUAAAUGGUGUAGCAGAAGCAGCCACGUGAAUCAAAAACAAAAGAAGCUUUCUUAGGGUCAAUGAUUAGUUUGUUUUGGAGGUUUGGCAUAUUCUUUGUUUUGUGUCAUCCUAUCUGUAUCAUAAUCUCACUCUAUUGUCUUUUUUUUCUUCUUAAUUUAGAAUGUCAGUCGUCAAUAUAGGCAUUUUUUUCUUUUUCUUUCUUUUGGUUUUAACUUAUGUUAGGUGAUGUUUGUAUUUGUAAGGUUGCUGAUAAUAACAUGGAAAGAGUGCCAAGCUUAGCUCUAUGUAUGUUUUCCCAAGGAGGAUAACACUUAAAAAG